This is a messenger RNA of Plectropomus leopardus (leopard coralgrouper), 585 nucleotides long. The record is from RefSeq and is a predicted model, not a curated record. NCBI's taxonomy places the organism in Eukaryota, Metazoa, Chordata, Actinopteri, Perciformes, Serranidae.
AUGAGAGCUCAGUCCAGGACGAGCCGGAGGAUCAGAUAUCAGAUAUUUUUGUCUUGUAUUCACAGUGAUUGUCUUCCUGUGUUUGCAGCUAUCCUUGGCAUGUACACACUGAUGAGCAACAAGCAGUACUACGAUGCUCUGGGCACCACGGGAACCAUCGCCAACACGGAGGGCAUCAACAGUGUAGUGAAACCAGAUCCAUUUAAGAUUUUCCCAGACGAACCGCCGAAUUCCACCAACGUGGAAGAAACUCUGGAGAGGAUCCACAACAACGACAGCAGCCUGACGGAGGUCAACCUCAACAACAUCAAGGACAUUCCCAUCCCAACUCUGAAAGAGAUCUUUGAGGCGAUGAAGGGAAACUCUCACGUGGAGUUUCUGAGUAUCGCUGCGACACGUAGCAACGACCCUGUGGCUUACGCGUGUGCUGAGAUGCUGCAGGAAAACACCAGCUUGCAGAGUCUUAAUGUUGAGUCCAACUUCAUCACUUCAGACGGCAUGAUGGCGAUCAUCAAAGCGAUGGCCAGCAACGCCACGCUGGUGGAGCUCAAGAUCGACAACCAGGUCUGACACUGUGUGUGAACC